Molecule: messenger RNA, 1570 nt
Organism: Solanum dulcamara
Lineage: Eukaryota; Viridiplantae; Streptophyta; Magnoliopsida; Solanales; Solanaceae
Product: ethylene-responsive transcription factor RAP2-6-like
Exons: 1
Coding region: 20-700 (226 amino acids)
Biological process (GO): ethylene-activated signaling pathway; regulation of DNA-templated transcription
Molecular function (GO): DNA-binding transcription factor activity; DNA binding
Source: RefSeq, a predicted model, not a curated record
UUUUCUUAUUCAAGAAAAAAUGAAUGGAUUCUGUCAAGAGAAUAAAUGUACUACUCCUACUCACAAACUGUCUCAUCAACAAGAAUUUCACUACAUGGUGUCAGCUCUCCGACAUGUUGUCUCAGGCGCCGCCGAUGGUCGACCUGACGGAGAAGCUUCUCAGCUUCUGUGGGAAGUUCAAAAUGUAGCCACGUCAGAUAAUAAUUCUUCAAUGCCACGUAGGAACAUUAAUCUCGUGGACGAAGGGAGUUCUUUCAACGUGGAGUUGGAGCACGGGAAGAAGAAGAGGAGGAGGAGGAAUACGAAGAAGGAAUUUAGAGGAGUGAGACAAAGGCCAUGGGGAAAAUGGGCCGCGGAGAUCCGCGACCCGCACAAAGCCCAACGACUUUGGCUUGGUACUUUUGUUACUGCCGAAGAUGCUGCUAGAGCUUAUGAUAAAAAGGCGGUAGAAUUUAGAGGUCUAAAGGCCAAAACUAACUUUCCUCUUAAGGAAUAUAUUAAUGAUGCAGUUGUUACUGAUCAUGAGAACAAUUCCCCAAUGGUCGUAGAACAAGUUCACGAUGGCGAUGAGGUGGCAGUGGCUGAUAAUAAUAAUUAUAUUGAUGGCGAAAACUGUAUGGAAAAUAAUGGUGAUGACUUUUGGGCCACUUUGGAAGACGACGGACUUGUCAGGAGGAUAACACAGGAUAUGUCCUUUUGAACCUAUGAUAUUUCAAUUCUGCUUAUGGUUUUUGUCUUAUCUGAAAAAUAUCUUCGUUUUUUUUGCAGGUUGUUUUGUCGUUUUCUUAUUUUUUUCUUUGACUACUCUUAGGUGGCUAGUAGGGAGUGGUAGAAAAUAUCUUCUUGUUUGAAUAUUGUACUGAAGUUUAAGGUUUGCGACUAUUAUUAUUUUCGUCAAAAAAAAAUGACGGAAAGUUCGUAUCUUCAAAAAAUCAUCCAACUUAUCCAAAUUUUAGAAUUUGCCCUACUAAAAUUACUUUUAUAUUUUAUUUUAGGAUGAUAAACUAAUUCAACUAUUAUUUUUUUUUUCAAAAAUUAGGAACAAAAAAGUCUAUUAAACUAUCAUUCUCGUCAUACCAUAUUAAAGUUUAUUUUUUUUAAUAAUAAAUAUAUUCAACUCAUACACAUGAUAUCUAUUAACCCAAUUCAUAUUUAUUAAUGGAUCUAAUGAAGUUUUGAUGAUAGAUAAAAUGUACUGGGCCAGCUAAAUAAAAGUGAAGUUGUCCUCAUCUCAAACAUUAUUACAAGAUGGGUUCAAUCUUACAUGGUGUUUGUGAUCAACUGAACAUCCAUUACGUUGCCUAAUACGACGAAGAUCCAAAUUGUAGAAUUUGUUUCAUGCUUAGGUGUUUUACGGUCUUUGGGGAUAGAAUUCUUGUAUUGGGUAAUGAUCGAGUUGUACUAUUUCAACUUUUUUUAAAAGCAAUUGUUUAGGGAUAAACAUAAUAGGAACUUAGCUUCAAGUUAAGGGUAACUCGAAGAGGGAAGUAACAAUCUGCAUAGGUUGUUGAUAUAGUUAGUUCCUAGGUUGCCUUUCUUGUAUUCUAAAUUCUGUUGAGCCUCACUUAUU